This is a messenger RNA of Astrephomene gubernaculifera, 1784 nucleotides long. The record is from the annotation of a GenBank genome assembly. NCBI's taxonomy places the organism in Eukaryota, Viridiplantae, Chlorophyta, Chlorophyceae, Chlamydomonadales, Astrephomenaceae.
AUGAAUAAAUGGACACAUAUACGUAGGAUCUAUUUAGAACAUUGGUUGUUUCCACUGUCACUUGUGAACGAGCAAAGCCGCUUCAGAUCGUAGACCAAGAGUUGCAGAGUGGACGCUAGCGUUGUUAUUUUUAGUGCACAACCUAGUAACACGCUUCUAUCAUGGCAGAGUCUCAGUACUCCUUCUCCCUCACAACAUUCAGCCCCAGCGGCAAACUCGUCCAGAUCGAAUAUGCCCUGAAUGCCGUCGCAGCCGGUGCAACAUCGCUCGGCAUUAGCGCGACAGAUGGCGUCGUUAUCGCAACGGAAAAGAAGCUGCCAUCCACGCUCGUGGACGAGACGACAGUACAAAAGAUCAUGACCAUAACGCCCAGCAUAGGCGUUGUGUACAGCGGCAUGGGCCCUGACUUCCGAGUGCUCGUACGGCGCGCGCGGAAGACCGCCCAAACCUACUUCCAAACCUACAAGGAGCACAUUCCGGUCGCGCAGCUUGUACGGGAGACGGCGGCGGUGAUGCAGGAGUUCACUCAGACCGGCGGCGUGCGCCCCUUCGGCGUAUCGCUCAUGAUGGCCGGCUACGACGACAACGGGCCGCAGCUCUACCAGAUCGACCCCUCCGGCUCCUACUUUGCGUGGAAGGCCAGCGCCAUCGGCAAGAACAUGACCAACGCCAAGGCCUUCCUGGAGAAGCGCUACAGCGAGGAGGUUGGCAUCGAGGACGCGGUCCACACUGCGCUGCUGACGCUGAAGGAGGGCUUCGAGGGGCAGCUGAGCGGCAGCAACAUCGAGGUCGGCGUCAUCGGGCCAGACAGGACCUUCAAGGUUCUGAGUGAGGCCGAGGUGAACGACUACCUGCAGGAGGUGGAGUGAGGGGCGGAGGGCGGCUGGCUAGCUGUAGCGGCGGCUGUACGACAUCAGGAAGGCGGUAUUAGUCGGGCGCUGAUGUACGGCAGCACAAGGGAGGGAGGGGGUAACCCGUAAGCAUGAGGUGUUGGGGGUGGUAAAGAGGAAACAACUAACUGAUCGUGUGGUAAGGUGCCAUCGCGGAGGUGGGCUGAGGGUGGUGGGGCGUGCUUUGUUGUAGACACUCUCCAUUUAGAGCAGCAUAGGAAGGAGGGGUUGCGUGGCGGGUAAGGGGUUGGUGUGCGGGAGGAAGAGGAAUGGUAGGCUCAUUUGCGGUGGAGGGUGCAAUGCGUGUGAUGGCGUUCAGUAGCGGUAGGCCCGGGAUGGCGGAGCGGGCUGCGUGUUACCACCCAUGCUGCAGUCAAGCACUCGUGGAUGUGCUGCUUGAAAGAGGUAGCCGCCUGCUGUUGCUGCUGCUGCUGCUGUUGAGGUGCUUGUGCGUGUUCGUUCAUGUUGCGGCGGCUGCUGCCAUCGGCCGGCGCGACACCCCUCACAGAUACACAGACGCACCCAGAGGCAAACGGGCACGAGGGAAGGGACGCAAGGUUGCGGUUAGUCGGCUGUUGGUUGUUGACGCCUGUGUUGGUUCGUCAGGAAGCUGGGUGUGCCGUGUGGGGUGCUGCUGUGCCCACGGGCGCUCUCGUUGUGUCACGCACGCGCUGUGCAGGGGGUGGUCAGAGCGCUGGAGUCCGCGGGCACUUUGUCUAUAGCGGUGCGCUCCCACGGUAGCCACGUACGAACGGCAUGGGGGCUGUAUACGAGGAAGACGGGGCUAGCUCACGAGGAGUCAAGGGGCUAGCGUCCGAGAAACGUGCGGCUGUAAGGCGGGGGCAAGCCCCCGUAACCCCACCAUUGUGGAUUGUAACGACUACGUCCUAACGA